Molecule: messenger RNA, 648 nt
Organism: Acanthamoeba castellanii str. Neff
Lineage: Eukaryota; Discosea; Longamoebia; Acanthamoebidae
Product: START domain containing protein
Exons: 5
Coding region: 1-648 (215 amino acids)
Molecular function (GO): lipid binding
Source: RefSeq, a predicted model, not a curated record
AUGAGCAGCACGGACGUGGCGCAGCGAAAGGCGGAGUGGGAGGAGGGCGUGAAGAAGUUCCUCGAGGUGGCGGCCAGCACCGACGGCUGGGCCGAGUCGCACGAGAAGCUGGGCGUGCAGGUCCAUAGGAAGGACACCGAUGCCAUCGCCAUCAUCAAGGGCGUGGGCGUGAUCAAGGCCAAGCCCGAGGCGGUGGUGGAGAUCUGUGCCUCGCUGGAGCAGCGUCCCAGGUGGGACACCUUCUUCGAGGGCGGCAAGCUCCUGGAGGUGCUCGAGGAGCCCAACAACCUGGCGUUCGGUCACGGCUGGACCAAGGGCGGCAUGGGCGUGUGGCCCAGGGACGUGGCCCUUCUGCUGGGCCAGCGGCCUCUCACUGCCGAGGAGGGCGGCGGCUACGUGCUCUACGGCCAGUCCAUCAAUGGCGUGGUCGAAGAGGACACUUCCAAGUUCGUUCGUGCCACGGUGCACAUGUCCGGCUUCAUCAUCCGACCGCUGCCCGACAAUGCUGAGCACUCGUCCGUCACCUACAUCUUCCAGAUCGAUGGUGCCGGCUGGCUGCCUUCGUCCAUCACCAACCUGGGCUACACCUACCAGCCCCUCGGCAUCAUCGGCCUGCGCAAGAUCCUCACCGGCUCGCCGCAGCCCUAG